This is a messenger RNA of Propithecus coquereli (Coquerel's sifaka), 1003 nucleotides long. It is a transcript of the gene NAT14, whose product is annotated as N-acetyltransferase 14 (GCN5-related, putative). Gene Ontology annotation, molecular function: N-acetyltransferase activity. The record is from RefSeq and is a predicted model, not a curated record. Lineage: Eukaryota; Metazoa; Chordata; Mammalia; Primates; Indriidae. The coding region runs from base 42 to 662 and encodes 206 amino acids. The transcript is spliced from 2 exons.
ACACCAGCUCCCUUCUGGGGGCCGGGGGUGUGGGGGCUGCCAUGGCCCCCAGCCACCUGUCAGUGCGGGAGAUGAGGGAAGAUGAGAGGCCCCUGGUGCUGGAGAUGCUGAAGGCCGGCGUGGAGGACACAGAAAACCGCGUGGCGCUCCAUGCUCUGACGCGGCCACCAGCCCUGCUCCUCCUGGCAGCGGCCAGCAGUGGCCUGCGCUUUGUUCUGGCCUCCUUCGCCCUGGCCCUCCUCCUACCGGUGUUCCUGGCUGUGGCGGCUGUAAAGCUGGGCCUGCGGGCCCGAUGGGGCUCGCUGCCUCCACCAGGCGGCCUCGGGGGCCCCUGGGUGGCCGUGCGUGGCUCUGGCGACGUGUGUGGGAUCCUGGCCCUGGCCCCUGGCACGAACGCAGGGGAUGGGGCCCGGGUCACCCGCCUCUCUGUCUCUCGCUGGCACCGCCGCAGGGGCGUGGGAAGGAGGCUGCUGGCCUUUGCAGAGUCCCGGGCUCGAGCCUGGGCUGGGGGAAUGGGGGAGCCCCGGGCCCGGCUUGUGGUCCCGGUGGCUGUGGCUGCUUGGGGGGUGGCAGGGAUGCUGGAGGGCUGUGGCUACCAGGCAGAGGGGGGCUGGGGCUGCAUGGGCUACACGCUGGUGAGGGAGUUCAGCAAAGACCUGUGAGGACUGCUACCCCUGAGCUAGAGAAGGGCGCAUCCCCUUCCCCACAGCGCUCUGGGAGGGAAGCCAGCCCCUGUGUGCCCCACAGUGUGCCAGGCACUCUCAUGUCCACUUCCUGGGUGAAUCCCCAGCCCAGCCAGGGCCAGGAAUGGGAGGCCUGCAGAGGGCAGGAGCCUGACCUCUGUGUGUCCUUCCAAAGUGUGAAGUCUGCAGUGUUUGAAUUUCUCCGAGUGGACUGAAUCUCUCUCUCCCUUCCUGGCUCUGGGGGCUGCCAGAGGUCAGCCUGUUCAACCCCCUACCUCAGAUUCUUCCUGCACUGAGAACCCCCACUCUGUCUGUCUGCA